CCUCCGGCCUCCAUUUCUGAAAAGUAGCCGCCGCCGAUCUCAUGUCUUCGCUCGUGUUCUUACAUAGUUAGUUCAUUUAACUCGGCUCCCUGCGGGAAUUCCGGCGAUUACCUGGAGGUUGGGGUUCGAAAAACUGUUUAUUUUACGUUUGUACGCUAUUCAAACGGGGGCGGAAUCUUAGGUAGCUUUUUAUUAAUUUUUUAACUUUACUCGGCCGUAUUCCGCCUUUACUCCCCCAACCCCCUCCAUUGACCGCCCCCCCCCCCCUCACCCCCCCACUCGUGCGUGAGUUGGGGCCUGCUACGUUGGUUUGGCCACGAGGCGCAUCGUUACACGGUACAGGGCGAUGGCGGAGUUCGGCAAUGGGCUGGCGGAGGAAUCGCUACUAGAUUCUGACCCUGGACACCCCGAGCUGGAAGACCCGGGGGUAGGCGACGAGGAGCCGGGGUUAGAGGAAGGAGAAGCGGCCAUCGAAGACCCGGAGCUGGAGGCUAUCAAAGCCCGUGUGAGAGAGAUGGAGGAAGAGGCCGAGAAACUGAAGGAGCUGCAGAACGAGGUGGAGAAACAAAUGAAUCUAAGCCCACCGCCAGUCGGCCCAGUCAUCAUGUCAUUUGAGGAAAAAAUGGAAGCAGAUGGCCGAUCGAUAUACGUCGGAAACGUGGACUACGGCGCCACAGCGGAGGAGCUUGAGGCACACUUCCACGGCUGUGGUUCAGUAAAUAGAGUCACCAUCUUGUGUGAUAAAUACACGGGGCAUCCCAAAGGAUUUGCUUACAUCGAGUUUGCCGACAAAGAGUCUGUAAGGACGGCGAUGGCUCUGGAUGAAUCUCUGUUUAGAGGAAGACAGAUAAAGGUGGGCGCAAAGAGAACAAACAGACCCGGCAUCAGCACCACAGAUCGCGGUUUUUCCCGGGCUCGGUUCCGAUCAAGGGGAGGAAACUUCUCGUCGCGCGCUCGCUACUACAGCGGCUACACACCCCCCAGAGGCAGAGGGCGGGCCUUCAGGUUUCAGGACCAGUGGAGGCUGACGACCCCUCCCCAGGUGGCGCCGCCGCCCCCCACUGUCUCCGCAGCGUCUCUCUCUCUCUCUGCUCCCGCUAUGCACACUCACCCCAUUCUGUCCGUGUGGGGGGGAGGGGGGCAGGGCGACCACAGGCCGGCCACAGGGGGCAUUUACUACAACAGCAAACGCUGAUGAUCCUUUUUAGUUUUUUUUUUUUCUUUUUUACACCUCGACAUGUAUACACACACAUGCGCCCACGUUUAAUUCGCAUGACAGCACACUGCAGUACAGACGCCACUUAACAAGUCGCCGGCCGAAUGUGAUUUUUUUAUACAUCACCAACACAGAUAAAAAGGCAGGCAGUUUAUUUCCAGGAGUAAGGAGUAUCAGGAAAGAUGUUUGUGUGUGUUUGUAUGUAUGUGUGUGUGCAUGGGGGGGGGGGGGGUAUGGCAGUUUCAGUUAGGCCCCAUCACAUUCUGACACUGCGCAGUGCAGUCACGGCUUGUCAGCGGCUGACCAUCCUGUGGCAUUGACUAAGUUAAAUGGAGUAGGCUGUUAUUUUGAGGCAAGUCAAGUUGUGGGAUGUGUGUUGUUUCUUGAGCAGGAAAAAAUAAGGCGAGUGGGGGGAUUCAACAACAACAAAAAAAUGUUUCUUGAUUUUUUUUUUUAAACUUUUUUUUAAUUAAUGGUUCUGUAAUUACAAACAAAAAUAAAGGUGUAAAAGUUA
Messenger RNA from Syngnathus typhle (broad-nosed pipefish), 1730 nucleotides. RefSeq names its product poly(A) binding protein, nuclear 1 (gene pabpn1). The record is from RefSeq and is a predicted model, not a curated record. The transcript is spliced from 7 exons. Gene Ontology annotation, molecular function: RNA binding. The coding region runs from base 347 to 1195 and encodes 282 amino acids. Lineage: Eukaryota; Metazoa; Chordata; Actinopteri; Syngnathiformes; Syngnathidae.